Culex pipiens pallens (northern house mosquito) is the source of this 834-nucleotide messenger RNA. RefSeq lists its product as uncharacterized. Gene Ontology annotation, cellular component: extracellular region. The record is from RefSeq and is a predicted model, not a curated record. The transcript has a single exon. Bases 41 to 793 code for a protein of 250 amino acids. Gene Ontology annotation, molecular function: chitin binding. NCBI's taxonomy places the organism in Eukaryota, Metazoa, Arthropoda, Insecta, Diptera, Culicidae.
UUCCCUGGCAGCAGUAGCCGAUCAGGAAAUAGUUCAAGGCAUGCUGCGUGCCGCCUUCACGGAUCCAUUUCUGGAGAAAGCCUGCGACGGAACGCGUCAGGCGGCCUGUACCGGAUGUGACUCGAUAAAAAUCUGUACAACUUCGGACCCCGCCUUGGAAGAUACGAACCCAAGAGCGGAAUGUCCGGCAGCUACCCCGCACUGCAGCAUGUCAACGAGUGUGGCCGGAGCCGUUUGCCAGAAAACUCCGGAUGCUUCUAUUGCGGAAUGUGCCGCUGGUAACGCCAACUUCAAGUGCACUGGAGUCGGAUUCUAUCCAAAUCCGUACUCCUGCCAGAUAUAUCACUACUGCAGUGGGCCAGGUGCCGUACCGGAGAACUACGAUUGUCCCACCGGGUAUCGAUUCAGCAGCAAGGCUGGAGCUUGUGCGUUGUCGAACAUACCAUGUCCGACGUUCAGCUGCAAAGCGGACAACGUGGAUACUCUGUACCAGACGUUACCGGCUGAUUCUCAGUACUACGUGUACUGUGCGUACGACAAAACCGUUACUCCGGCCAAGCUGACGGAUACCUUUGUCUUCUCGUGUGGACAGGGAGCUACGUUCAAUCCGACCGCUGGAAAAUGUGUGUUCACCUGUCCUAAAGAUGGGUUGUUCGUGAACUCUGCCUACCCAACACAGUACUACCAGUGUUACCUAAUGAACUACAGAUAUGUUUACAAAGAUUUGGUUUGUGCUGUUGAUCAAAAGUUUGAUGAGGCUCAAAGAAGAUGCAUUCAAGUUCCGCCAGUAUAAAUGUAUAUUGGUCAUGACAAAUAAAGUUAUCUUUUCGGCAA